Molecule: messenger RNA, 1422 nt
Organism: Drosophila novamexicana
Lineage: Eukaryota; Metazoa; Arthropoda; Insecta; Diptera; Drosophilidae
Gene: Dd
Product: CTD nuclear envelope phosphatase 1 homolog
Exons: 4
Coding region: 149-880 (243 amino acids)
Molecular function (GO): protein serine/threonine phosphatase activity
Source: RefSeq, a predicted model, not a curated record
UGUUUUUUAAUUUAUGCUAACUAACGUUAAGCUAACCUACAACAAUAGUGGAGCAGUACGUUGACAACAACGACGACGACGACGACGACGCGACUGCAACUUUACAAAACUCGAUUUGUAAUUGCGGUAAGAAGAGAACUUCUUACCAAUGAUUUCGUUGGUGCAAAUGAAAUUCCAUGCGCUGCUUCUGCUGCUAUCGAAGGUUUGGACAUGCAUUUGUUUCAUGUUCAAUCGACAAGUGCGAGCUUUUAUCCAGUAUCAGCCGGUUAAAUAUGAACAAUUCCCGCUGUCACCGGUAUCCCGCCAUCGCCUCAGCCUGGUGCAGCGAAAAACCUUGGUGCUGGAUCUGGACGAGACGCUGAUACACUCUCAUCACAAUGCCAUGCCAAGGAAUACGGUAAAGCCUGGCACGCCGCACGAUUUCACCGUCAAAGUGACUAUCGACAGGCAUCCAGUGAGGUUCUUUGUGCACAAGCGGCCGCAUGUUGAUUACUUUUUGGAAGUGGUAUCGCAGUGGUAUGAUCUGGUUGUCUUUACGGCCAGCAUGGAGAUCUACGGGGCUGCUGUGGCCGACAAACUUGACAAUGGCCGCAAUAUACUGCGGCGUCGUUACUACAGACAACACUGCACGCCCGACUAUGGCUCCUAUACCAAAGAUUUGUCAGCCAUAUGCAGUGAUUUGAAUAGGAUAUUUAUAAUUGACAAUUCACCAGGGGCAUACCGUUGUUUUCCAAACAAUGCAAUACCCAUUAAAAGUUGGUUCUCCGAUCCAAUGGAUACGGCACUGUUAUCCCUGCUCCCCAUGCUGGACGCGUUGCGAUUCACUAACGAUGUGCGUUCGGUAUUAUCACGAAAUCUUCACCUGCAUCGCCUUUGGUAGCGGGUGUGCCGCCACCAAAUGUAGCUUAUGCACUAAGCAAAUGCGUUCGAAAAGUUAUAAAUAACAACUGCAAUUAACGUUUUACAACAAUUGAAUUAAUAACAACAACAAAAACAACAUGAAUGAAUGGUGGUGCUGUGACACAACGAAUUUUUUUUCAGUACGAUUAUACUAAAUAAUAGACGAGACAUGAUUGUAAUAGAGCAAUACUUUAUCUACUUCACUUCACAAUUAUUGCAAAUUUUGUAAUUUCAACAAACCAAACCCUUCCUCUUUUUUUUUUAUUUUUUAUUUUGAUCAUUAUUAUUGAUGAAUUGUUUUCAUGCGUGUGUACGUGUGCUAGAAAACUAGAAAAUGCAACAAAUUUUCGCGUUAUUUGUACUAUACGAAAGAGGCCAGUCUCUAACACACACACAGUAUGUUAAAAGAAAAGUUACAACUAAACUAGAAAAAAACAAGCUGAUAAAAUAUCAAUCUAGAUAUACAUAUAUACAUAUAUAUGCAUAUGCAUAUAUACAAUAUAUACAAUCUAAGCUAAGCAA